GAAAUCAAACGGCCCCGACAUGAAUUAGGCAGCGGCUGCAAAGGGGAGGGCCCCCUCCCCCGCUCGCUGUCGGCUCGCCGGUCCCCGCACGGCGCCGGCGGGAGCAGCGCCGCCCCGCUCGGAGCGGCGGCUCGGGGCGCGCACGCACACACGGACCGGCGGCGGCCGGGCGGGAGGGAGGGCGGGCGGGGGGGCCGGCAGAUGAAGAUGGCAAUGUCUGUGAUCCAAGCGUGCCGCAGCCUGGCGCUCUCAACAUGGCUGCUGUCCUUUUGUUUCGUGCAUCUGCUGUGCCUGGACUUCACCGUGGCCGAGAAGGAGGAGUGGUACACGGCCUUCGUCAACAUCACCUACGCCGACCCGGCGGCCGGCAGCGCCGAGCUCCGCAGCGAGAAGAGCGAGUGCGGGCGCUACGGCGAGCAGUCGCCCAAGCAGGACGCCCGCGGGCAGGUGGCCCUCUCCGCCUCGCCCACCGACCGCUUCGCCUGCGACCCCGGCACCCGCUUCAACGCCCCGGCGCCGGGCAAGAGCUGGGUGGCCCUGAUCCCGCGGGGAAACUGCACCUACAAGGACAAGAUCCGCCACGCCGCCGCCCAGAACGCCUCCGCCGUCGUCAUCUACAACGUGGGCUCCAGCAACGCCAACGAGACCAUCACCAUGCCCCACGCAGGUGAGCCCCGCCGCUCCCCCAGCUCUGCCCUGGGGGCAGGGACGGACCCCGUUUUCCAGCCCGCUCUGUCGUCCCGCAUCCUUGCGGUGGGAGCUGCUGCGGGAUGGUGUCCUCGCCCCUCCUGA
Messenger RNA from Malurus melanocephalus (red-backed fairy wren), 792 nucleotides. RefSeq names its product ring finger protein 150 (gene RNF150). Bases 202 to 792 code for a protein of 196 amino acids. NCBI's taxonomy places the organism in Eukaryota, Metazoa, Chordata, Aves, Passeriformes, Maluridae. The transcript has a single exon. The record is from RefSeq and is a predicted model, not a curated record.